Aureobasidium namibiae CBS 147.97 is the source of this 735-nucleotide messenger RNA. Its product is annotated as NAF1-domain-containing protein. Gene Ontology annotation, biological process: ribosome biogenesis; pseudouridine synthesis; box H/ACA snoRNP assembly. The record is from RefSeq and is a predicted model, not a curated record. Gene Ontology annotation, molecular function: RNA binding. Lineage: Eukaryota; Fungi; Ascomycota; Dothideomycetes; Dothideales; Saccotheciaceae. Gene Ontology annotation, cellular component: sno(s)RNA-containing ribonucleoprotein complex. The transcript has a single exon. The annotation marks the transcript as partial.
AUGAAGGCCGAGUCCGAGAUUGCCACAACAUCCACACCCACUACCGAACCUGUCACUGCCUCAGCAUCCACAAAGCCUCCUGUUGAUCCCGAGUUCCUCGAAGCCGCCGCAGCACAAAAAGGCGCUGAAGGUGCCGAAUGGCAGUACGAUUCAUCCGAUGCCGAAUCAUCCGACGAGUCCUCUAGCAGCGACGACUCCUCGAGCGACGAAGACAGCGAUGAAGAAGGAUACGAGUUGCUCGACCCAGCCACCGCUGCGCGUAUGCUUAUGGAAGAAGGUGGCAUGGACGAUGAAGACGGCGGAAGCAAGGCUGCCAAUGGAAGCCAACUUCGCACCAAGAACGAAGUGCCCGAGGAGAUUGUCCCCAAACCGGACGUCACAGUCACUCCUGACAUGAAGAUCACCCCCCUAGGUGCUGUCCAGCACGUCGUCGACACGCUGAUUCUCAUCAAGGCCUUCACGUCUGGAGAGUAUCAGGUUCUAGAGUCCGGCUCCGUUCUCUGUCUGGAGAACCGCGAAGUUAUUGGAGCUGUUCAGGAUACUAUCGGCAAGGUCGAAGAGCCCUUGUACUCGGUCGCCUUCACGAAACCCUCCGAUAUCUCAGACCUCAACAUUGCUACGAACACCAAGAUCUUCUACGUCGACUCUCACUCUACCUACGUCUUCACACAACCGCUCAAGAACCUGAAGGGUACCGAUGCUUCUAACUUGCACGACGAGGAAGUCGCCGACGAA